ACAGACACGGCCUUUGGAUGACACAGUAAUUUUCAACGAAACGACAGAACGAUUUAAAAAAGUGAGCUGGGAGUAAAUGGCACAGGGCAAUUACCGCAUCUCGCUGGUUUGCGCUCCAGAAAUUGGGUUUGCAAUGUGAUUGCCGGCUGCGCCAAGUGGUGCUUUUACGCACGAUGGAGGACAUUUUACGCGAGCAGGAUAACUGGGCGCAGAAUAUUUCAUGGAACAAUUCAAGUAGGGGAAAUGACAGCCAUUUAGGAAACACCACAGUGAAUCCCUUGAAACGAAAUGAAGAAGUGGCCAAAGUGGAAAUUACCGUCCUGGUCCUGGUGCUGCUGCUCGCUUUGACUGGCAACCUGUGCGUCCUGUGGGCUAUUAACACCACCAAGCACAGCCAGUCUCGGAUGUAUUAUUUUAUGAAACACCUGAGCAUCGCAGACCUUGUCGUUGCAAUCUUUCAGGUUUUACCACAACUCAUUUGGGAUAUCACAUUCCGCUUCUACGGGCCGGAUUUGCUGUGCAGAUUGGUCAAAUACCUUCAGGUCGUGGGUAUGUUUGCAUCUACUUACAUGCUUGUCCUGAUGUCCGUCGACAGAUGCUUAGCAAUUUGGCAGCCACUCCGCUCCUUGCACAAGAGAAAGGAUCGCUUCUGUGUGAUCACCUCGUGGUUGCUUAGCCUGAUAUUUAGUACUCCUCAAUUAUAUAUAUUUUCGCUGAAGGAGGUCGGGAACGGUGUGUAUGACUGCUGGGGAGACUUUGUACAGCCAUGGGGUGCAAAAGCAUACAUCACAUGGAUGACUCUCACCAUUUACUUGCUCCCAGUGGCGAUUUUAAGCACCUGCUAUGGUUUAAUAUGUUUUAAAAUAUGGCAGAAUUUUGAUUUAAAAACCAGAAGGAAGCCAUUCCUGGCUUUCACUCCCAGGGUCGCCAAAGGUGCUCAUCCCCUUUCUCGCGUGAGCAGCGUGGGGCUCAUUUCAAAAGCAAAGAUGCGCACAGUGAAAAUGACAUUUGUAGUGGUCCUUGCCUAUACUGUAUGCUGGACUCCCUUUUUCUUUGUCCAGAUGUGGUCCGCAUGGGAUCCUGCUGCACCAAGAGAAGACACGGCCUUCAUCAUCGCCAUGUUGCUGGCCAGUCUCAACAGCUGCUGUAACCCUUGGAUCUACCUGUCUUUCGCUGGUCACAUGUUCCACGACCUGAUGCAGUGCUUCUGCUGCUGUAGACGGUACCUGACAGACUCUUCCUGUAGCUUUGAUCAACGGUGCAAGCAGAAAAGCAACCCGUCCACUUGUGUCAUCAAGAACCCAGCAGUCCGCGUAGCCUCACAUACACAUGCAGCGCAGGGUGCCCAGGACACUAAGAGCCAGCUGAAAGGCAACCAAGUUUCCUGUAGUCAAGUAAUCUGGUGAUCAUGCAAGUUCCCCCUUUCAGGCCUGUUGCAACAUGUUUGUUGGAGCUAAACAGUGUAAACCCCCUGUCCAGAGAAUACCCUGCACAAAGAGCAAAACAAAAUGUGACUGUGUCCAAAAUGUCGUGUAAAGUGAACCUUUGAUGUGCAUCUGGCAUCCAUGUAAAUCUCUAAGGAUGUGUGUCCUCAGCUUUCCCAAAACAUCACUUUCACUAUGAACUCCAUCUGUACUGAGAUCCUACACAUAAUGCAGUAUAUCUCUCUUGUGUUCUAGGCUUUAACCCUUCAAGACUUUCUGUAGAAGCAGCCAUGAGCAUUUUCAAGGUUGUACACUUCUGUCCUUGUUCAAACAGUUGUUGUCCUGACUUGGCCUCAGAAACAAGUAAUUAUCACAGUGAUCAUAUUAUAUGACAGAAGUAGACUAUCUCUAACAAAACAAAAUUACUCUUAAAUGCAUUUUAACAUACAGGUGGGAGUUUGGCAGAUUACAAACACAAUAUCACUUUAUACAAAUGGACACUUUUUCCAGUUACUGACUGUUCACCAAUUUGUGUGCAAGCAUUUUAUAGUUAUAGUAAUUGUAUGAGCAGUUACACUAAAUCAUUAUGCUUGAAUGAUAUUAAGGUUAUUAUGAAAAUAUGCAACCUUAAGGUUUGUUUUCAUGCACUUAGUUUCAACUGU
Monopterus albus (swamp eel) is the source of this 2086-nucleotide messenger RNA. It is a transcript of the gene oxtrb, whose product is annotated as oxytocin receptor b. Gene Ontology annotation, biological process: cellular response to hormone stimulus; regulation of systemic arterial blood pressure by vasopressin; G protein-coupled receptor signaling pathway. Gene Ontology annotation, molecular function: vasopressin receptor activity; oxytocin receptor activity; peptide binding. Gene Ontology annotation, cellular component: plasma membrane. Lineage: Eukaryota; Metazoa; Chordata; Actinopteri; Synbranchiformes; Synbranchidae. The record is from RefSeq and is a predicted model, not a curated record.